AUGAGGAUAGUUGAUGUCUGUCCCACAGAUAGGGUACUGCCGUGGCCCUGACUUGAGAUGGGAGAAUGUUAUAGCAAAUCUGUGGCCUCAGAGUCUGAAACCCCAGAGAGAAACAGCAUCACAUCUGGAAGUUCAGAGUCAGAUACACAACAAAGAAACAAAAUAUCGGAAGAGUCCCUGGAACCUGGACAGAUGACAUUUACUUUGGAACAUCUUGAGGCCUUGGAGAUUUGCCUGAAGGAAGCAGAAGAUAAAGCUAAAGCCUUAUCUGAACAGCUUUCAGCCUCCGAAGGAAUAAAAUUAAAACUGCUUGAGCAAGUUUCAUGGCUAGAGGGAAAACUACAGUUUCUGGACCAUAAGGAGGACAGUAGGGGAUCAUAUGAAAAAAUGGUUCUUGAAAAAGAUCAGUGCAUUGAGAAAUUACAAGCUGAAGUGAAAGCCUCCCAGGAGCAACUUACAACUCAGAAACUAAAGCACAAAAGGAAACUGAAAAAGCUACAAACUGAUUUGGCAACAGCGAAGCAAGAGGCUGCCAUCACAGUCCUGGAACUCAAGGAGAAGAUAAAGGCUCUAUGUGAAGGAAAGCCAGCCCCUAGAGAGGAUACCGUAUUUGCCGGCUCCUGUGGCAGUCUCCCGCCGGUGGAAGAAGGCGAUCGAAAAAUAAGCCUGAUUAUGGAGCUAUCGACCCAGAUUUCCCUGCAGACUGAGAAGAUAACUCAGCUGGAAGAAGUUUUAGAGGAAAAGGAAAGGAAGAUUCAGCAGCUAGAAGCUGAGCUGGGGGCCCAUCCCUUCCAAGAAGUCAAGGAUUCUCAAGAAUGUUUACAAGAAGCCCCAAUUUUCUUUAAUAAUAGUAUCACUCCUCUGGUCGCUGAUGAGGAUAUGUAA
Molecule: messenger RNA, 885 nt
Organism: Hipposideros armiger (great roundleaf bat)
Lineage: Eukaryota; Metazoa; Chordata; Mammalia; Chiroptera; Hipposideridae
Gene: CCDC192
Product: coiled-coil domain containing 192
Exons: 8
Source: RefSeq, a predicted model, not a curated record